Molecule: messenger RNA, 1602 nt
Organism: Prunus dulcis (almond)
Lineage: Eukaryota; Viridiplantae; Streptophyta; Magnoliopsida; Rosales; Rosaceae
Product: Werner Syndrome-like exonuclease
Biological process (GO): nucleobase-containing compound metabolic process
Molecular function (GO): 3'-5' exonuclease activity; nucleic acid binding
Source: RefSeq, a predicted model, not a curated record
CAUUAGAAAGUGUAUUUUUUCAUUUGAGGCCAGAUCUGGACGUAGGAAAGCUCUUAAAUUGCUACAAUCAUGAAACAAUUACGGUAAAAGUGACUGAAAAGUACCCUUGGCCUUUUUUCUGUACCCUCCUUCUCACUUUUCUCCUAGAUAGUGGAAUGCUGUAAUGGAAUGGAGGUUCUCUUCAAAAUUACAGACAAAUGCGGGGAAUGUUUUUAAGGGAGUAAAUGGAGAAGAAGUCGCAAUCCCUGGAAAACAAAAGUAGAAGCACGAAGACCAUCUUAUCGGAAUCGGAGUUGGACGACGAGCCCUUCACAGAAGAAGACCUCCAAGCCAUUGAAGCCGCAUUCGAAGCUGCCACUUCUUCCUCUCUCCCCAAAAAGCGACGGUCCAGCCCAGACGACGACUCCGACGGCGACGACAAAACCCAACAACACCACUGUAGGAUUGCCCGCCGCCGCCUGCCCAGUUCAGUUCUCGCUCUCCAUCCAAACGCAUUCUCUCUCUCCCCUUGCCGUCAAGCCAAUAUAAGGAUGAGAUAUCCUGUGAUGAAGUUUGGAGGUCAGAUUACAUAUAGCAGGACUGCAGUUCAAGUAGAGAAAGCUGCCAUGGAGGUUCUAAAUAUUAUUGAAGCAAAGGAAAAAGAAGCGGGCCAAACUGCAGUUGGAUUUGACAUUGAGUGGAGACCCACAUUCCAAAGAGGUGUUCCACCUAGGAAGGCUGCGGUUAUGCAGAUAUGUGUAGACACAAGUUGUUGUCACGUGAUGCAUAUUGUUCAUUCUGGGAUUCCUCAAAGUCUGCAGUUACUUCUCGAAGAUGCAUCAAUUUUGAAGGUUGGACUUGGCAUUGCCGGUGAUUCUGUUAAGGUUUUUAAAGACUAUAAUGUCUCUACUAAAGCUGUUGAAGAUCUUAAAUAUCUAGCUAAACGAAAGCUUGGUGGAGGUCUGCAGAACUGGGGUCUUGCAUCUCUUACUGAGAAGCUAAUAUGCAAACAGCUUUUGAAACCCAACAAAAUUAGAUUGGGAAACUGGGAGGCCAAGUUUUUAUCAAAGGAGCAGUUGGAGUAUGCUGCUAUUGAUGCAUUCACAUCAUGGCAUCUGUAUGAGGUGUUAAAGAGCCUCCCUGAUGCUGAAAAAGUUACACCUGACAAUCAGAGUGAGGAACUGCAAGCUGUAUCAUCGUAACGAAGUUCAGAGAGAGAACCCACAAGCUGUACAUUGUAAUGAAUUUCUCUUGUAACAUCAGGAUUAAAUUAUAAAAGAAAGCAUAAUCAUAUUUUACCCCCUUGUUUAUCAUCCUGUUAGCCUCUGCAGCGCUGCCCUUGAUAUUAUCAGGAAUAGAGGGGUUCAUCAUGCUGAGAUGUUGUCCAGAUGCAGAAGACCAUGUCGGUUUCAUGUAUGGGGUUCAGGUUUAUGCCAUCUUCUUAAAUAAUUUUUCAGAAAUACGUUAUUGUGUUGUUCUUUUUCCAAUUAAAUUCUGAGAUGAGCAGUAUUGACUCAUUGUAUUGAAGCAAUUUUAAAAUUCCCUGUGUGUGGACUCUUGUUGUAUUAUAGAUUUGGGCUUCAAGGCAACUUUAGACCUUUAAUAGAAUGGGACUUCAAAUUA